Messenger RNA from Botrytis byssoidea, 1239 nucleotides. RefSeq lists its product as uncharacterized. Bases 1 to 1239 code for a protein of 412 amino acids. Lineage: Eukaryota; Fungi; Ascomycota; Leotiomycetes; Helotiales; Sclerotiniaceae. The transcript has 2 exons. The record is from RefSeq and is a predicted model, not a curated record.
AUGAUGUCGUCAACAACUGCUAAAUCCACCUUUCCGGAAACCCUUGGUGGUCACCACAAAAUCAUCUCGCCAAAUUCGUCUAGUGUAAAGCAGCCGCAAGACACAGAGCGAUGUAUAUAUGUUGUUCAAGAAUACAACUGCGCCCACCACCCUUCCCUCAACAACCCCCACAUCUUCCACCGGACGCCCUGUCCCCAAGCCCUCCUACCCGCAGCCUCUCAAACCGACUGCGAGAACUACGCACAGCACGAAAACGAACUCGUGCAAGUAUCUCGCUACGUGAUGGAUCGCGGCUGCAUGGAAUGCAAAAAUUCCGCGCGCAGACAUCGUCGCGAGGAAACGGUCAAGCAUCCGGAAAUUCUUAGGAGAAUGCAGGAAUUAGGACUCGGACAGGAGGAUAUCGAUCAUUUUGAAAAAGUGACGAGUAGUUUUCCCGCAAGUAAGAGGGUUCUGGAGUUGGUGAGGGAGAGGGAGAAAAAUGAGAGAUUGAGAAGAGAUGAGACUCGUUGCCUUUUGCUGAGAGAGGAGGGAAAGGAUGAGCCACAGAACAUGAUUGAAGCAAAGCAGGAAUCGAAGAUCCAAUUCAAGAUGGACAAUGUCGAAGUUAUCCCUCCUGCGACCCCUGCCUUAAUUGGAGACGCCAUUGUCAAGGGAAACGACAGUGCGCGCGUAGAAAAAGAGCACGAAACCACACAGACUGAACUUAUGGCUACAAAAGCCAAGAAUCCACAACGCACAGGAACUCUCAUGAAAAAGAGCACCUCUCAAGUUUCGACCAAGUCCACAGCGCUUGAAAAUCCCACAGCUAGCAUCGCACUCAAAAUAAUCCAAAGAGACGAACUCACACAACCCCAACUCCGCAACCCAGCAGCCAAAGAAAACCUCCCUCAACCCCCCACCAAUCCCAUCACGCCCAACAACCCAACCCCAAACAUCUCACCCACCAAAAAACUCCCCACCACCGAACCUCCCUCUCUCCCCCUUGCAUCACCAAUCCCAUCAGCAAACCCCACUCCCCCUUCACCCAAAUCCCAGACACGACAAACCCACCUAGCAGAAGAAACCGCACGUCUCACCCCCGAAAAACUAACCGACAACAUCCACCUCGACCUAGACGCCGAAUGGGAAACCGACCUCGACGAGGAGCGCGAGCGCGUCUUCGGAGAAGUAGCACUUGCGCCUUCAUUUGGAUGUCAGACGGGAGACGAGUGGAUUGUAGUUGGGAGUUGGGAGCAGUGA